CACCGGGUUGCAAAAUCGGUGGAGAGGUUGGCCAUCGCGAAGGCGAGCGGCGCGGUGACCCGAGCCGAGCGCGCACGCCCCGGCACGGCGUCGGUCGGCCCACGGGCUUCUCGACGGCGCCAACAGCAGCAACAGGACAGGCACGGAACAAAAGCACCCGGUGUUCGGCUUCACCCCGCGAGCCAACCAGACCCGCAUCGAUCCUGCAACCCCUUCGCGAAUGGGGGUCUCAUCCGCUCGACGGCCACGGCAAGUGGCCUCCUCCUCCUCACGCACUUAAAAUCCCCCCGCGCGCCGCCACCCCGCUUUCUCCCCAUCCCGCCCAUCCACUCCGCGCCUCGACCAGACCAUGGCAGCGGCACACCAGGUCUCCGCCGUGAUCUUCGACCUCGACGGCACCCUCCUGGACACAGAGAGGGCGACGAGGGAUGUCUUGAACGAAUUCUUGGCGUCGUACGAGAAGGUCCCUGACCCGGAGAAGGAAGAGAAGAGGCUGGGCCAGAUGUACAUGGAAUCCACCACCGGGAUCAUCAGAGAUUACGGGCUGCCGCUGACCGUCGAGGAGUACUCCAAGGCGAUGCAUCCACUCUACCUGAAAAGGUGGCAAAAGGCAAAGCCGCUUCCAGGAGUGAAGAGGCUUGUCAAGCAUCUUUACAAGAAUGGAGUGCCACUCGCACUUGCUUCAAACUCCAUCAGGAGAAAUAUUGAUCACAAGCUUCCGAAACUAGAAGAUUGGGGAGAGUGUUUUUCUGUUAUUCUUGGUGGAGAUCAAGUCCCUAAUGGAAAACCUUCCCCUGACAUAUUUCUGGAAGCUGCAAAGAGACUUGGCGUAAAUCCAUCAUCAUGCUUGGUCAUAGAAGAUUCUGUCGUUGGAGUCAAGGGUGCCAAGGCUUCUGGGGCAAAGGCAGUUGCGGUACCAUCACUUCAAAGUCAAAGGAAGCACUAUUACAUUGCCGAUAUCAUCCUCUAUUCGCUUUUGGACUUCGAUCCUGAGCUGUGGGGUCUUCCUCCAUUUGAAGAUCGCGUCCAUGGUGUUUUGCCCAUUGAUCCCUUACUUUCAACUGCUCAAAUAGGUGAUAGGAUUUUAAACAAUCUUCAUAGGGUAAUUUCAGACGUACAUACCUACGAAUGUAUUCCUGACCAAAUAUCAGGAAUUUAUAUGGGUUGGGCCAGGUCCAAAGUGCAUGGAUUCUCUAAGGUGGUCAUUGGUACUGGGUGGGACUUUUCACAGCAGACCGUCGAGAGAGUGAUGGUAGUAGAGUUUCUUGAUUCCACUGGCAAGAUUGAAACAGAGCCUGUGAAGCUUCUUGUAAUUGGUUACAUCCGGAAGCUACAAAGCACAGAUGAUAUGUUGCAAGCUUUAAGUGUAACUGACGAAGACAGGAGCAUUGCAAGGGAUGGACUGGACCUCCCAACUUUCUCUGAAUAUGCCCACGACCUUCAUUUUCCCUGAAUGUGGCCAUAUGAUUGCAAGCUCUCACAGCACUACCUUAGGGUUGGCAUUGUUAUUGUUAGCUCACAAACAUUAUGCCAGCUUCAUUUACGUCUAGGAAGACUACACGAAAUACGUGUAUUUGAAGAAGAGGAAAAGGGUACAGAAGGAAUGAAGUUUGUUGUCAUCUUAGAGGUGGUUGGAUGUUACCAUAUGCUGUAAUAAUUGUCUUGGCUUCAUGUCUUAUUUUGAAAAAAAAUAUCAUUGCAUCUGCACCUUCCUUAAGGGGCAGAGAGAUAGAAAAAAUUGCAAGCAUAUAGAUUAUUCUGGAGAACGGUAUAGGUUAUUCUUGACGACCAAACAGUGAUGUUAUUCUUCAAUAAAAGCAUGGUAAUUCUGUUUUUUGGA
This is a messenger RNA of Setaria italica (foxtail millet), 1840 nucleotides long. Its product is annotated as bifunctional riboflavin kinase/FMN phosphatase. The coding region runs from base 350 to 1453 and encodes 367 amino acids. The transcript is spliced from 10 exons. Gene Ontology annotation, biological process: riboflavin biosynthetic process; glycerol biosynthetic process. Gene Ontology annotation, molecular function: riboflavin kinase activity; sn-glycerol 3-phosphatase activity. The record is from RefSeq and is a predicted model, not a curated record. NCBI's taxonomy places the organism in Eukaryota, Viridiplantae, Streptophyta, Magnoliopsida, Poales, Poaceae.